This is a messenger RNA of Cuscuta epithymum, 1749 nucleotides long. The record is from the annotation of a GenBank genome assembly. Lineage: Eukaryota; Viridiplantae; Streptophyta; Magnoliopsida; Solanales; Convolvulaceae.
UUAUAUGACAGUUAACGACUACCUAGCUAGUCUAUAAAUCAAACCAUGAAAUGGAAAAUAUACGUACUGCGGGCACACUAAAAAUAAAAUAAAAUCUAAGUGCCUUUUGAAAUGGCAAAUUGGUGUUCAAGAUCAAAAAGAAGCAUCAUCGUUGCUCUUCCAUCUCUACUAAGCAGCACUACGAAGCUUGGAUGUCCUCCCGGCCGGCGUGCUCACUUUUCCGAGUAUUCCACCGGCGCCGGCACUAGCCACGGAUAUCAGCAGCCGGAAAUGGCGCCGGCCAAGUCGGCCGCCAUUUUCUCUGCGCAGCGUUUCGAGUCGCUGAGUGCUGCACAGCUGGCAGAUUACUUCUCUUCCGAGGACGAUUAUGAUGACAGUCAUUAUGAUACUAAUCGGGCAUUGGAUUUCCCAGGCGGGAAGGUGCCUUUCACUACGAAGAUGAAGUUUAUUACUGGAGCUAUUGAUGAAGAUGGGAGGAUCCCCUGUUUUCGUGUUCUGGAUGAUGACGGCAAUCUCUUGCCCGCCGGCACCGCAUUGGAUCAGGUGAAAGAAGAAAAGGCAGUGAAGAUGUAUAGUACAAUGGUGAGUGUUGAAACAACGGACACCAUAUUUUAUGAAGCGCAAAGGCAGGGGAGAUUGUCCUUCUACUUAACCUCCUAUGGAGAAGAAGCUGUCAGCAUAGGAUCUGCGGCUGCCCUCUCCCCCCAAGACAUUUUAAUGCUUCAGUACCGGGAACUAGGGGUUCUGUUCUGGAGAGACUUCACCCUGCAAGAAAUGGCAAACCAAUGCUUUGGGAAUAAGUAUGACUACGGGAAAGGCAGGCAAAUGCCCAUUCACUAUGGUUCCAACAAGCACAAUAUCUUCACCAUUUCUUCCCCUCUUGCGACACAGAUACCUCAAGCGGCAGGAGCAGCGUAUUCGCUGAAAAUGGAGGGUAAAGACGCUUGUGUAGUGACUUAUUUUGGAGAUGGAACCACAAGUGAGGGAGAUUUCCAUGCUGGCUUAAAUUUUGCAGCGGUUAUGGAAGCACCUGUGGUGUUCAUAUGUCGUAACAAUGGAUGGGCCAUUAGCACUCCUCUCGCUGAACAAUUCCGAAGUGAUGGAAUUGUGAGUAAAGGAAAAGGUUAUGGGAUUAAAAGUAUUCGUGUUGAUGGAAAUGACGCUCUUGCAGUCUACCAUGCCAUCCGUGUUGCUCGUGAAAUGGCCAUCAAACAACAAGCCCCCAUACUUGUUGAGGCCCUAACGUAUCGUGUAUCUCACCAUUCAACAUCUGAUGAUUCCACCAAGUACCGCCCAACACAAGAAAUAGAGCACUGGAAGACAACACGAAGCCCCGUGGCAAGGUUCCGAAAAUGGAUACAGAAGAAGGGAUGGUGGAGUGAUGAGAAGGAAACUCAACUUCGCCGGGAUACCAGAGUUCAGGUUUUACAAGCAAUUCAAGAAGCAGAGAGGAUGGAGAAACCUUCACUGUCAAAUUUGUUUACUGAUGUUUAUGACCAUCUGCCUUCAAACCUUAAAGAACAAGAAAAAUCAUUAAGAGACACUGUCAUGAGACACCCUAAGGAUUACCCCACCGAUAUCCCCAUCUAGAACAGCCAUAUUAUGCUGUAGUAUAUUGUACUAUUCUAAAAGGCCUACAGAUUAUGGAUUGAAGACAUGAAUCAUGAAUUGCAUGGCAUUGUAUUUUACUUGUUUAUGGUGGUAAUUGUAAUUGGGACUGCAAAAUAACUAUUCCUUGAUUGUAUAUUU